AUGGCGGCAAAGAGCCGCGAGGAGGAGCGCCAGACGAACCGUCUCAAGGCCGUCCUGCGCUCAACAGGUGAGCGGCUCGACUACGAGCUGCGGCGCGCGGACCAGGCGGAGCAGCGCGCGCGCACCGCCGAGGGGCACACGCGCGAGGUGCAGCUGCGCGUCGCUGCGACGGAGUCCGGUAAGCACCAGGCCGAGUUGGACGCUGCGCGCGCACGCGAAGAGACGAAGCGAUAUCAGAUCGUCGCAGAGACCGCUGAGCGGGAGUUCCGGCGCGUGCAGGCCGACAUGCGGCGCCUCGAGCAGCUGCGGCAGGAGGCUGAGGACAAGGCCUCCGAGGCCCGUGACAUGGCGCGGAAAGCCCAGCAGACGCUGCGGGAGUUUCAGGCGCGCCAGGAGGGCCGGGAAGAGGGCCGGAGAUUGGAGUCGACCAGGAGAUACAACGAUGGGCGGGAAGACGGCUUUGAGGAUGGCCGUGCUGAGGGCUUCGAGCAGGGACACGCUGAAGGCUUUGACGAGGGUCGCCACAAUGCCGGGCGUUUGUUCGGGUUUGAGGAGGGUAGGAAAGUCGGGUGGUCCGAAGGUUACACCGAGGGUCUGGAGAAGGGUCGAAAGCAGGAGCGUGAGCACGCUCUGCAGGCCUUCGAUAAGUUCAUGGACUCCGAAGUCGGGCGGGAGAACAUACGUGAGAGCGUCAUCACAAUGACGACGAUAGACAAUCAGCCGCCGACCCCGAUGUCGCCCAGUGUCGGUGCACGCCGCAAGGGCGCGAAGAUCCUGCCCAAGCUCCCGCUCUCCGCGUUCACUCCUCCGAACACCGGCACUUCCGAUUCCUUCCCGGGCCCACCGAGCCCGAGCACGCUCCAGCCGGAGGAGAUCGUCGACAUAUACGGUGGAUCCGAUCUGAGCCAGUGGAAGGCCGAGGCGGCGCGCGGGAUCGGGGAGAAGGGCAAGGGCGUCGUCCUGUCGCUGUACGGGAAGGAGUUCGCAGAGGUCGAGAAGGAGCUCGAGAGCAUUAAAUCCGCAGCGGAUGGCCCAUCCGUUAUUGCCGUGCUCGUCCCGAUCGUGCACCUCAAUGAUGAGGGCGCCUUCGUCCCGCCUGCGUAUCUCGCGACCAAGAGCACAGCCGGCCCUGUGCUCGUGCCCACGGUGGUGUUCACGAAGAGCGACCCGCUGGUGAAGAAGGCCCUGCACUGGGCGCUGCUCGAGGGCUACACGAUCAACAUCGAUGUGCAGUGCGACAUCCGCGCGACGGAGGGCGGGUGGGAUACGCUGGAGGAUCUGCUCUCCAGCCUCGAGGAUCCCACGUCCCCGAAGAAGCACCACGCGAACAUUAUCGUCUCGAACAUCCUGCCGCCGCCCGAUGACAUCACCCUCCCGAUUGUAAAGCUUUUGACGCACCCGUCCUACCGCAACUACCAGGCGCAUACCGCUGCGCUGUCGCUCUAUGCAAACGUCUUCGUUUCCUACCUCCCGCCGGCCUGGGGUUUCCCCACCCCACCCCAAAGUGCACAGAGGGACCGUACAGAAUGGAAGAAGCGCAUCAAGAUGUACAUCAGCCCCGCAGUAGAAGCCUUCGGUUUCGAGCGCGUCGUCUUUGGAUCUGCCCCCUCCGCCGCCACACAAGCGACGUCGAACGCCAGCGACUGGUACGAGCUCGCACGCGAGUCCUUCGCGGAACUCGGCAUCGAGCAGGAAGCCAUCGAUGCCGUGUUCUCCGGGAACGCGAGACGUAUCUUCUCAUGA
Molecule: messenger RNA, 1743 nt
Organism: Rhodofomes roseus
Lineage: Eukaryota; Fungi; Basidiomycota; Agaricomycetes; Polyporales; Fomitopsidaceae
Exons: 8
Coding region: 1-1743 (580 amino acids)
Source: RefSeq, a predicted model, not a curated record